Messenger RNA from Onthophagus taurus, 9943 nucleotides. Its product is annotated as KICSTOR complex protein SZT2. Lineage: Eukaryota; Metazoa; Arthropoda; Insecta; Coleoptera; Scarabaeidae. The record is from RefSeq and is a predicted model, not a curated record. Gene Ontology annotation, cellular component: peroxisome.
AGAACUAAUCAAAGUCAUUAACUAAAGAAAACAAGUUAAAAUUAAUUAAAGAAAGGGGACAAUGGAAUGUUUCUUGGAAGCGUUGAAAACACAACGUUUUAACAAUAACAUAAAUCGAGACAUUCAGCCGUUUGGACUUUAUACAAAUUGGGAAGCGAGAAAGCGGAUAGUUUUUAUCAGCAAUUCAAAAAUAUCUACGUAGUGCACCGAAUUAAAGCGGAACCCGUUAAGUGUAUCAAAAACGGCGCAUCAGAAAUCAGCUGGUUAACACUUUUCUUUUUAAUUGAAAGGACACACAACGGAGAAUACAUGCACAAACGGUAACUGAUAAAAGAAACGCGGGCCUACAAGUGUUCAAACAGCAUACAUGUAGUAGUGCGUAGUAGAUUAGUGUCCACCAAAUAAAACAGAUGUGUAUUAUGUGUGUGGACAGGUGUUGCACGUUUUAGGUUAUGUUUUCAAGUCAUCUUGGUAGCUACUAGAAGUGAUUAAUUAUGAUCUAAGUCACCACUUCAUAAAUGACAGGGGGAUUAUUAGUUAUUAAUAAAAAAGUGUGUUUAGUUUAAAUGGGAUAUUUUUGGAAAUUAAAACAUGGAAAUCGAAGAUCAGGACUCUAUGGAGGGGACUUACGAUUUGUACAAAAGAACGAAACAUAUUCCCGCUAUAGAAGCAUCAAAAGUAUAUUUAUUAAUGCCAUACAAUGUGCCGGUAUCAAGAACGGCACGUUUACAAUGGUUGAUAGAACAUUUAAAUACUAUCGUUUUAAUUCCAUCCUCAACCCAGAUGUUUUCUAACGAUGAAUUAGAAAUAAUAUCAGCGAUUCCGAUGGAUGGAAACCCGUCGUUAGGCAAUAAUCAUUAUCUAAUAACGAGCAAUACGCAAUUAGAAUUUCUUGCUCAUUCGUAUAGAUUUGUGUAUUGUCUCGAUAUGAGCCCUUCGCAGGCUUCCGUAGAUCUUCAUUUAAAUGAAAUACUCUUCGAUGAAAUUAUAAAUAGUUUUGAGACGAGUCUUUUGGGUCUGUGUAAACGGUUCACCAUUCCAGGUAACGCACAGGUUUUUCAACCGUGCAUUUAUCUAACUGUGAUAGUCAACACUCCGUUCUUCAUAAGUCCAGCUCAACAGGUGCUAGUGAAAGGGGUUCAGGUAUCUAGUCAGAAUGUAGCUGAAAUUGUUUAUUCUGUUCGGACGCAGUUUCAUUAUAUAGAAGGUCGAAUAGCGCACAUGUCUGCGUUGGCCUACGAUGAAAUCGAAAGGUUAGCGUCGGACAAUGAAGAUUUUAUUAGUCAAGAAGCUCAAUAUAGUUCAAACAUACCGUUGGUACCUUCCGAUGCAAAUUUUGUCAACAUGUUGCGAUAUUCUAUGCUUGCAUUGUCCCUUUUACCGGAAAUUAGUCUUAGCCAUAUUAUCAUUAUAACCGAUGGAGUUGUAGCGAUGCCCGAUUCGAAUAUAAUGGAAUCAAUUAUCUUCCAAUUGCAUUACGAUAGCAUAUCGCUCUCUUUUAUAAAAGUCGGAUCUGCUUUCACACCGCAUUUAAGCGCGGGAUGCGUCGCGUAUUCCGAUUUACUUCAUUUUUUAUCUUGUUCAACACUUGGAAUUUGUUUAGAAAGUUUACCUCCACCUAAUUCAUCAAAAAAUAUGAACACCUUCCAACAACUUUAUUUAUUUUGGUCAUUUAAUAGCAAAGUACAAAUUAGUCAAUCAACAGUACAAAAAGAGUUACCAUCGCGUCCAAAUACAUUUUGUUAUGGUGUCCCACCAUUACUUACCAAAAAACAAGCUGAAAAUGACGUUAAAGUGCCUCUUUUACUUCUACUUUAUAGGCGGAUGAGGGAAGGUUACACAGUCGGUAAAGUUAGUUUAAAUAACGGUAUACUAGAAGUCCGAUUGAGCAGGCAUUGGAAAGCUUAUAUUUAUAUUCAAUAUAUCUUAACAUCAUCUUGGCCCGUUUUCAAGAAUGUGACGCAUUAUGAAAUACACGUGACAGCUCCAUAUGAUUUUUUACAUGACAUAACGUGCCUUAUGAAAAAAGAAACGAAAUCGUCAUACCGUCAGGCGGUAUUUGAAAAAUUUUGGCUCCAUUUGAUACAAUUAGCAACGAAUGAUAUAGUCGUUCAAUUAAGCUCGUUUCAAACAUCCAAUGUUUGGUAUACGUUACCCGAAAGCGUUAAAAAUGGCGUGCCGUUAUUUACGGCGAAUGAGUCGCAAACAUACGACUCGAACAAACUGAUUUUGUCGGUGAACGGCAAGUCAUGUCCGAAAUUUACGUCGAUUUGGCAGCCCAUUUGUCAAAUAGAAACCAGUAAUUGGAGGAAAUGGUUUCAUGUGCACAAGAUUUCUUUGAUUUUGAAACACGACAGUCCGCUAUCAAAGUAUGUUCAUUUAAUGAAUCCUUCUGGUAGAUACGAGAUAGUUCAAUGUCGCCUCGCGGCUACAUCGUUGUACGAAUUCCUUUCAAAAUGGUCCUCGUUUGUCCUAAUUGAUAAUCAUACGUAUCUAAAGUUGAUAGAACGUGAGAAUAAUUCGCCGUUAUUUUGCAUUAUUCGAAUAACGUUAAAGUUUCCUUGUACAACGUUAACGGUUGGGUUUAUGACGGGGACUUCCGGUGGGAUACGUUUUAAAGUUCUCGAAGAGUUACGGAAAGAUUUAUCUCAUUUAACGUAUUUAUCAAACCCGAUUAAAAAAAGAGAAAGUAAAUGUUGUACGCUUUUAAAUAAACCUUUAGAGAAAAUUUGUAUCAAAUACGAACGCGUCCCUAGUGAGUUCCAUACUGUUAUAUUUCCGGAUGGGACGCAGCCUCCCCACAGUUCUCAAAGUCUUCCCGUUUCACCGUUAGCUGGAACUUUAUUCACAACGCUGUCUAGGUAUUUGUUUCACCAACGGUGGAUUUGGAGCGGAAAUUAUCACGCGAAUCCCAAAUUAGAAAUGAGAGCUAUUUCAAGAAUUUUAACCACAAUUACGAAAAUUCGAUUAAAAGAAGGGUUUCAUUUGGCGCAUUCGGCUUCCGGAAUAAUUACAAUGGUUUUAGAAUUACCCAUGAGCCCCGCUUUAAGUUGUAUCGUUCAAUAUGUUUUAUUUCCACCUCACGAUGCUUUGGCGUACGAUGCCGAUAGUUUCUCUGAGGACGAACAAGAAGGCGAAACUGACACCGAACUUCAAAUUGUUACCGAAGUUUGGAUUGAACCUCAAUAUGGCACAGUUGAAGUUAAUCAAUCUUCUAGAGUACAAUACAUGGAAAAUAAAUAUUAUUAUGAAUUAAGCGACGAAAUACGUCGAUCUGAUUAUAAUUGUGUCAACUCUUUAUUAACACUUGAACAUCUCAGUUUGAUGUGUCAACAAAAACAAAAUGAAAUUUUUGAUUCGCCCAGGCUCUCUAGGCAAAGCUCAAGUUUUCGAUCUCAUAUGCUCUCGAGAUGCGCUGCGGAUGAUAAUGGCAAAAAUGACGAAACCGGUUCCGUUUGGAUUCCACUAUUAGUACAACGAAUACAACAUAUUCCAUUUACUUUCAAUCCUAUUACUAUUUUAAAAUUAUGUCAACAAACUGAAUUAUUAUUUUCGAUGUUUUCAGAAGGUAACAAUGAUAGAAAAGGAGACGUUGAAAAAGCGAAUCUUUUAUUACUAGAAAAUUUAUACAACGAUAUGAUUUGCCUUCACGAUCGUGAAUUAGAAAUCGAAGAUUCAAUGAAAUUUACGGAACAUAUAUUUUCAAGACAUCCGAGUGUUUCGCGUGAAAUCCCGAACGUUCGAUGGCGUUGUUUUUUAAAAGGAGUCUCCGUAACGCACGUUAUAUUAGCGUUUAUUCCAACGUCAAUAGAUGAUUUAAAAAAUUACGUUACUUGUGUUGAUUCGGAGACGUUGUGUUUACCAAUUUACGUGUAUGAUUGCCCGUUGGGUUUGCUAGUUGACGCGUGCGUUGAAAAUCAAGGUGCUAAUUUAUAUAAAAAGGAUGUGUUUCAAGAUCAUCGUUUUAAAAUGAUCGAGGAUCAAGAUAAAUUUAAUUUAGAGGAAGAGAUUUCGUUAAAUCCCGAAGAUGGCGAUUCGGAAGAAACUGAUUACGGAACUAACGUGAAGCAACAUUGCAAAACGAUCGCUUUAACGCAUUGCAAAUGUUUUGUGACUUCGCUUUAUGCAGCUUUACAUCAAAAUUUGUAUAUUAAUCGUGGUGAUGUUCAAGCUGCUAUGGAUCAAUGCGAAGAAACCAUUUAUAAAAUUGAUAUAACUGAAUAUUUACAAACGAUUUGUGGGCAUUUGAAAGAUAGCGAAGGUGAUAAAAUAUCAUUAAUAUCGUUAGAACAAUAUAGCGCAUUAAAACCGAUACAUUCAUUGAUAAAAGAAAAAUUUUAUUCCAUCACCAAUAAAGCUUUCACUGUCAUUCCGACGAAUCAAGAAUUCUAUUUUUGUGAUAAUUUAAACAUCGCUAAAUUGGAAGAUAAAAGUACAGAUAGCGAUGAUGAAGUUAUUUCUGAUAACGUCGAUUUCCAAUCGGAUAGUUACACCAGCACUGUUCAUCAACAAAAUGGCACCGUUUUUGUUCCGAUGACUCCUUUAUUUUUACACUACGUAGCUACGGUUCAAUACGAUGAUUAUCACGAGAAUAUCCCCGUAAAACUUUUACCAACGUGCCUUAAAGAAAUAUGCGACGUCAUCGACGUCGAAAUAACACAAAAAUGUAAAUUGUAUAUAAGCCUCGACGUUUUAUGCUUAACAUUACCCGGCGAUGUCCAGAAUGUAAUAACAGGUUAUUCAAGCAAAGGAUUAAGAACAACGUCGUUUUGUUCCGAUGGGUUUCAACUUAGCACUAGCGGCUCAGCCUCGGAAGGUAGUUGUAACUCAAGUUUUAAUUUAGAAGAAUUGGGCGGGUUAUCAAACGUUCCCGAUAUUCAAAGACGUGCGAUUCACGACCUAAUUGAAGAAAUUAAAUGGUUAUUAAAAGACGAAAUAGCGCAUUCCUUGUUAGAUGUUAACCCGGUUACCGAAAAUACUUUAAAAUUCGUCUCGAAACAUAUUGCGGAAAGUAGAUCUCGAGAGUCAUGUCGAAUGGACGUCAUCGAAUUAAAUUUUGUUUAUAAACCAUCUCAAAGCUACGAAAAAUUUAUGCAAGAGUUCGGAAAAAUUUCAGUCCCCGAAUAUCAACUCUGCCAAGUUGAUGAUAUAUAUUACCUUUCAAAAUUAAACGAAGAAGAUGUUUUUACCGAUUACGACAGCGAUUACAAUUUAGAGGAAGACUCAAAAUUCCAAUGGUUAAUAGAAUUACAUAAAAAGCGAAAGAAUUUGCCAAAUUUUUGGCUCAUCAUGGAAAUACAUCACGAUGCAGUUACAAUAUACUUUCAUUGUAGAUACUUAGAAUUACCCACUAUUCAUGUCGGUGUUUAUUUGAAAGUCCAACGCGAUAUUCACGACGCCAUUAAAGAUUUAUGCAAACAAGUGAAUCAAUAUUUAUUAUUGCAAUCAUUACACGAUACUCGAACAUGCAACGUUCUUUUAGAACCCGAUGAUUCUUUAUCAGAAUGGAAAAACGACACCGCUACUAAUUCCGGGGCUAAAUCAUUUUCGCGGUUAAAAUGUAUGGAAGAAAGUAACGAUGAAUGCGAAUUAUAUUCGGCAACACUAACGGAAGCUUCGUUAAAAUUUAAAGCCGGUUAUUUUAGUUGUCCCGUUGUUUGGGAGACACAUUUCGUUUUACACCCACGAUUUAAAACCGGUCCGGGUAAAGCGGGGUUGUCCGCGGGAAUAUCAACUUUAAAAACAGUUUUAGAUAAAUUUUCCGUUACAAACCGUUGCAACAUGUUUGUGUAUCAAGACAAUAAAAUGAACGUUUUUUAUUUGCGUUUACACGAAAAUUAUAAUUAUUAUAAUAAAAAUUCUCAAUCAAAAUUGAACGAAUUUGAAAACGUUUCGCGGAGCCCUUCCGUCACAUCUUUACCGUUGGGGCAUCAAAAAAGUACUUUACCUGUUGAUGGAACGGUUGUUUCUUGCGCGAUCGCCGAUGUUCGUCCGAGAGUGCGUUCGUUUGGCGAGAAAGAAACGAAAGAAGAUCCGCAUGAAGAUACAAUCAUAUUAAGAGUACAUGGUAUAACCGAAACGGGGCAAGACGUCAGAUGCGAAUUAGUUCAAGUUUUACAAAACAGACUCGAUGAUGCUGUUUUAGACAACCUUUCAUUGACUUUAGCAAGAAACUCGAUGUGCCCAUUAACAGCGGAUGACGUUCGAUUUCUUCAAAAACCAUUUAAACCCCCCGAAUACGUCAUACGAUUUUUUAUCCAAGAAUAUUCAAUUAAAUUACUCGACGCGUUUACGUAUUAUUUGCGCCAAAAUUUACUUCAAUUCUUAAACAUCCCAAAAUAUACGGGCGAUUGCAAACCUCAUUACCAAUUUAAAGAUUACUCCGAAUGCGAUCAAGCCAAUAUUAUAACAGAAGAUAACAUAUUUAUUUACAAUCAAACAUCAAUGACCGGAAAUAAAGGCAUUUCUUGCAUCGCUUUGGCGGUUAUGGACCACACCAGAGAUCAACCACGAGGGGAAGUUGAUUUCCAAGAACUUUUAAAACGCAAAGAAGACGACAUCGUCGAAUGCGGCGUAAUCGAAACGGAAGAUAUACUUCCUAGUACGUAUUUAGAGUUCCGAUUAUGGAACCAAGGACGUGUUAAUAUGGAUAAUUUGUUUCAAAAGUUAUACACAAGCGCUAGCCACGCUAAUUGGGAUAUAAUAAUCGAAUACCACAUGCUUAAAAAACAACUAUGUGUCGAAAAAAUCGAAAAUAACACAAACAUAAAAAUUGAUUCGUUACAAAACGACGGUGUUGAGCAACGCAAACAAGUUAUUCUCGACGCUACGAUAGAACCCAGCAAUAUGAAAUCGAGAAUUAUAAAUUAUGAGUUAAAAUUUGAUAAAUUGCCUUCUCAGACGUAUAAGAAACGGUUAACGGAGAAUUUAUCGGUCCAAAAAUUACUUACGAGAGAUUUAUUCGUUAAGGAUUUAUCAAAAAAUUCUAUCCCUAAACCAAUGGUUAAAAUGGAUCCUUAUGAAUUAGGCGAGGAAGGCCAACUUUCUGAAACAUACCGCGUUAUUUUACCCAUGUGGUUUAAAUUUUCUGAUAUCCUCGGCGUCCCUUCAGUAAGAAAAACAAUUUUAAAUCUAUGUAGCCAACAUUCCUUACAUACGGUAGUUAAAGAACUACAAGGACUUAUCGGAAAUAUAUCAUCAGAUGCCGUUAGAGUCUUCAUUUACGAUAGCCAUUCCGAUACUUACCGUCCUUACAUCUCCACUUCAUACUCAAACGAAUACAUUUUGAUUGCGAGAAGUUUUAAUCAUUGGAAAAUAUGUCAAAAUGGUGAUGCAAACUUAGCUAACGAUACAUCAUUAAAACAAAUUUUUAAAUACCCGCCAACAUCGAUAAAUAAUCGCUUUAUACCCCGACAAAGAAUUUUAUGGGCUAAAAUAACCAACACCGAGGUUACUUUAUACGUUUAUAACUGGUCGAAAGAUGCGAUGGAUAAAUUAAUAGAUCAAACGACUAAUUUAAGUCAUUGGCUAUGUAUGAGAGGAUGUCUAUUAUCUUCGAUUACCGCACAAAAACUCGGAAUGUUUCACGAUCAAAUUAUAAGUAGAUCGCCUUUCGUUGGCCCAAACAACCCAUAUAUAAAUAGUAUGUGCGACGUAGAUUUGAUGUCGAAAUUUCCAAGGGAUCGAACAAGAAGGUCUCAAGCAAGCGUAAACGCAAUCCCAACAUUCAUAGAGUCCUUUAAAGACACUUAUCGAAUCAUAUCGCCUUAUAUGGAUUCUGUAGUAACGAAUAUGUUGGAAAUGUGCGAGAUAAAACAGUCGAAUAAACGACACCGUGAUGAUUUAAAAGCUUUGCACUCGAUGUAUCAAUCGCGAAGUAGCACUGCAACGCAUUCCCAAAUACAUAUUUUGAUGCAAAAUUCAAGAAAUAUUCACUAUUGUCAUACGCCGUUAUUAUUUUUAUCGAGAUGGCGAGUAAAGGCGGCGAGAACUCGAGAUCACACAAUUGUACCGACUGGCGAUACAAGUUUCGAUUUGCAAAUGGACGAACAAGACGAAUCGUGGCAUCAAGAAUUGUGCACGUACUUUAUUUCCGAAUACAAACAUUAUUUGCAAACGUUGGGUUUUAUGACAUUACAAGUUGAAAAGAAUGAUAAAAAAUCGUCGAAUUUUUUAUUCGAAAACAUCCAUUUUAUGCAAAAAGCUUUGUUAGGGGGAAUUUUAAUAUUUACGAUUGAAUUAAAAGAACCUUUCUUGAUAACGAAACUCCACGCGAUUGAAUACAAUCGGUUACACAAUAAUAACACAAAAGCGGCAAUAAAUCAGUUUAUGCAAAGCUUUCUCGACGAAUGUGAUAAGGUCAAAUUUUUUAUGCAUUUGCAUUCGUUUACAUACGAUUUUCAUCUACGCUGCGUAUGUAAUUAUGUCUCUGAAAACAACAACAGCAAAUUAAAAGACGGUUAUUAUAUAACAAGUUUUUUAAACGAUUUUAUGAAAUAUUACAGCAAAGCGCCAAAUUACGCGAGAAAUUUGGUUUACACCGAUACCGUAAAAAUAUCAAAUUUAUUAACGGACGGAAAACAAUUAUACAACUUCUUAUUAGCUCAUAUUAAACAGUACCAAUUUAAACAUAUCAUCAUGAGAGAUAACAAAGUUUCCGAUGAAGUCGAAUACAUAUUAGUACAAACCACAAACACACCUCAAUUAUCUUAUAAAGACUCGCAAGAUAGACAACACACCGACGAUUUUGAUGUAACAUCGAUCGUAACGGACGUAAGUCCUUACGACAACGGAAAAGAUUACUGCCUCCACAUGAAAUAUUACUUAAUAUUAACAUCCCGAAGAGAAAUAUACCCGAAAUUCGAUAACGAAAAGAAACUCGGAAAAUUCCGGACAGUUAUUUCACUUAAAAGCGAAAUCGAAAAACCCAAAGACGAAGUCAUCUUAAACGAAUUAGAGAUCGAUACCAACGAAACCGAUUUGUUAUCGCCGAUCGAUGGGGCUUCGCUUGAAUCGUCUUUAGAAGAUUCAAAAUACGAUAAUCGCAGCUUUUCGUCGGAACGCGAAACCGACGAUUCCGAUGAGAUCGAAAAUCAAAAACCCAAAGACAAAACUAAGCCGCGGCAACGCGUCGAAAUUAAACAAGAAUCUGUAAAUUAUUUAGGUUAUUAUUCUUCGCAUGAACAAUUAAUGCAACAACUUAUUUUGGAUUGCGCGAAUUCCACGGAAACGAGACUCCGUGAAAUGGCUUCACAAGGAACAAUACAUUGUCGCACACACAUGCUUUGGAAUAAAUUGUUAUCGACGCAAGAAUCAAAUAAAUUAACGUUUGAAGAAUUUUCCGAAUUAAAAUCGUUGGCUAAACAAGAAAAUUUAGCGGAAGCUCACCCGAAUUUGGAAACGUUAUUAAAAGAACCCAUACAAUGGUACCAAGAUUUUGCAAAACUUCUUGUUAUGAAAUACUCCGAACAUUAUCGAGUCUUUGUGUCACCCGACGAGUCUAUUUGGCAUUAUGUAAUUUUACAUCCAAGGUAUUCGGGAGCUUUUAUGAUGUUAUCUUUGGAUUUGGAUAUUUCAAGAGGGAAUAUAUACAUUGUAAAUAGACCGGCUGAUGAUGUAGAAGAAUCCCACAUGUGCGUUAGAGACCGUAACGCCUUGAUAAACGGUUUUAUAAAUUGUGUUUGUUUCUACCUGUGGAUGAACAUGAUAUAGCAUCAUGUUAAGUUUAAAAUGUAAAAGAAUUGUGUUUUUUUUUAAUACUGUUUUAAGUCUAAGGAGAGUUUUAUAAUAUUUUUUUAUAAACUACAAAGUGCCAUAUUUUUAUCAAAAUAAAACACGUGCAAUAUUAAGAGAAAAUGUUACGUUUCGAAAUGAUCGUUGUGAUAAAACUUAGGAUUAGAUUUAAUGUUGACGAAAAAGUUCAAUAAAGUUUUUUGAUAUAAAA